AUGAAUGGGUUAGAUCUGUCCGAAUGGGUCGGAAAGCCACCUGACAACCCACGCAAGCCCGAAGAACACGGAGUUCCUGCCGAAGACGCUACCGAAGCAAUCGUUCAAACCCCUGUCGAUGGAAAAGGUGUCGCGGUCGAAGAAUUUGAGGAUGACACCUCGUUUGCUCCAGAUGAGCAGGCAGAACCGUCACACUCAGAUGAAAGUGACGGAGGAGAUAUUGUGCACGACUACAACAUUACGAACACCAAACCACGAGGAGCACCUGUACUGAGCCCCGACACGUUCCCGAGUGACGAAGAUGGAACCGAGGACGACUACGAAGAGGAACCUCCCUCACUUGGGUUGUUCCAAAAGAAGUUCUAUGUCGAUGUGCCCAGGUUGGCAGACGAAGUCAAAGAGACGUAUGACUAUCUGCCUGGACAUUUCGCCGUCGAAAGUGUACUGUCUCAGCGAAAAGACAAGCGUUAUGUCGUAAGGCUAGAGAGCGGCGAAAAAGAUAUCGUCUCUGCCCGUAGGAUACACGAGCUGGACAACGGUUAUGACGCGCUGCGAGCGUUCGAGGACAGUCAGCCGCAAGCCAGACGACCAUCCCAGAGGGAUCCAGCCAUGCUAGACUGGAGCACGGUUCCCUUAACAGAUUCAGGAGAAGACUCGCCGCCCCGGCGACGACGAAAGAGCGCAGACGACAGCGAUGCUGAACCUGGAGAAUUCGAAGAAAUCUCAGAGGCGGAUGAAGAGGACGGUGUUUCAGAAGAAGAUGCACACAAUGGUCGCCGCUCUGCACGACUCAGCAAAAUCAGGACGACAGCCUAUCUCAAGCAAGAGCUUGAUGACCUUCAGGACGUGACGCAUGGCCGCCUAAGAAGGAGUGCGAGGGGCACCACAGGCAGAUCAACCCGGCGACCGAAGAGAGCGUCGACGCGAGUAUCGAUACGCCCUCAGCGUAGGUCGAGAAUGAGGAGGGACUCGUCUCCGGAGACAGAUGUGGCGCCGCCAGCGCGCCGAUCCGAGCGCACCCGGACGCAGCCGAAACGAAGUAUGCGCGAGAGACAAGAGGAUGAGAUCUCAAGCUACGAGGACGAGAAAACAGCCCCAAAAGUCAUCAGCACCAAAGAGCACUUCGUCAAACUACCUGACCACGAUCCUUUCAGACGGAGGCAUCGGCAGGAAUGCGAGACUUGUUACUUCAAAGGAGACGACCCAGGGAAGGGACCUCUAGUCUUUUGUCAAGGCUGCACCAAUUCCUAUCAUAAGAAAUGUCUCGGCUUUCGGGGCACGAGAGACCACCUUGUCACGAAGGUCGGGGAGCAACUAUUCGUUCUGCAAUGCAGACGUUGCAUCGGCCUUGCUCAUGACAAGGAGCGUAUGGCGCCACACCAGGGACGUUGCACCAGCUGUCGUGAAUAUGGUGAACUGUCGAAGCCAUUAAGGGGUCGUCUUACCACUCGGCAGGAGCAGCUGCAAAGAGAGGAGAAUGGGGGAACGGAUCCGAUCACAAUUGUUGAGUCUAGGCUCAUCAACAAUCCAUCGCUGGUCAUGUUCCGUUGCUCACAGUGUUCUCGUGCAUGGCAUAUGCAUCAUCUUCCCAGGCGUCAGACAGCCCAUUCACUCGACGACGAAGAUGAGGAUAUGUUGGAUGAAGCGCACCUAGCGCAGAAACGGUUCGAGCAUUACCAUCGGUCUUGGGUGUGCAAAGACUGCAUCGAAAAUCAACACCAGAUUGAUGCACUUGUGGCGUGGCGCCCUGUCAACCUGGAUUCUUAUCACCCGGGAACUGUUCUCACGAAAUUGCCUGAAGAUGAGAAAGAAUAUCUAGUCAAGUGGCGUACACAGUCGUACUUUCGAACGACCUGGAUGGCGGGAGACUGGGUCUGGGGCAUUGCUCCAGGUAGUAUGCGCCUGCCUUUCCUCAAGAAGCCAGAGAAUCAACUUCCGAAGAUGACCACAACGGACGCCAUCCCCGAGGAGGUAUUCCGUGUCGAUAUUGUCUUUGCAGUGCGCUAUUCGAGUGUUGUUCGCAAUAGUACCAAGGAAAUCGACCUUGCCAGGGCCAAAGAAGUUGACUCGGCUUAUGUCAAAUACAAAGGUCUCGGCUAUGAAGAUGCUAUCUGGGAGAAGCCCCCUCCUCCUACCGAUAUUUACCGAUGGAACGACUUCAAAGCUGCAUACGAAGAUUAUGUCAUGAAGCUGCACAUCGCGAUUCCCACCCAGUCGACCUUGAGACGACAUCUGGCCCAUAUCCGAACAUUGGAUUUCGAGAAGUCGAUCAUGAAAAGGCACCAGCCAGCGAGUAUGGUCGGAGGCGAGCUGAUGCGUUAUCAAUUGGAGGGUUUGAACUGGCUUCUCUUCCAAUGGUUCCAGAAUCAGAACGCCAUUCUAGCCGAUGAGAUGGGUUUGGGCAAAACGAUCCAGCUAGUCUCUUUUUUCGCUACAUUGGUCCAAGACCACAAAUGUUGGCCUUUCCUCGUGGUGGUGCCCAACUCAACCUGUCCCAAUUGGCGGCGUGAGAUCAAGAAGUGGGCACCUUCUCUCCGGGUUGUGACCUACUAUGGCUCGGCUAGGGCGAGAAAGCUCACGCAUGACUACGAAUUGUUCCCAAAGGACAAGGAAGAAGAUCAGAAUACACCACCAAAGCGGAAAGACAGGGAGGUCAAGGAUAUCAAAGCUCAUAUUGUUGUCGCCUCAUAUGAGUCUAUCGUCGAAGAAAAGACCAGAAAGAGCCUCAUGAAGGUGCCGUGGCAAGGCCUUGUCGUGGACGAAGGACAGCGUCUCAAGAGCGACCGAACACAAAUCUAUGAAAUUCUGUCCAAAUUCCGCUUCCCGUUCAAGGCCCUCCUGACAGGUACACCCCUUCAAAACAACGCUCGAGAGCUUUUCAAUCUUCUACAGUUCCUGGACAAAAGCAUGAACGCAGCAGAGCUGGAGGCCAAAUACGCCAAUCUCACACAAGAAAACGUGCCUGAACUGCAUAAUAUGCUUCGAGAGUUCUUCCUGCGACGCACGAAGGCUCAAGUACUCACUUUCCUGCCUCCGAUGGCCCAGAUUAUCGUGCCAGUCACCAUGUCAACACUUCAGAAAAAGGUCUACAAAUCGAUCUUGGCCAAGAACCCGGAACUGAUGAAAUCGAUCUUCGCGCGCGACGGUACUGCGAGCCAGAAGGAGAAACACAAUCUGAAUAACAUCUUGAUGCAGCUGCGAAAGUGUUUAUGCCACCCUUUCGUGUAUAGCAGAGACAUUGAGGAGCGAGGAGCUGAAGGCGCCGCUUCCUUCCGGAAUCUGGUGGAUGCCUCCUCUAAGCUGCAACUCCUGGCCAUCAUGCUACCUAGACUGCAAGAGCGAGGGCACCGUGUUCUCAUUUUCAGUCAAUUUCUUGACAAUCUCGACAUUGUUGAGGACUUCCUUGACGGGCUUGGAAUGCAGCAUCGCCGUAUCGACGGGAGUAUCUCUGCGGCCGAGAAACAAAAACGCAUCGAUGAGUUCAAUGCUCCAGAUUCGCCAUAUUUUGCGUUCCUGCUCUCAACGCGAGCGGGAGGAGUUGGCAUCAAUUUGGCCACUGCCGACACCGUCAUCAUUCUCGACCCGGAUCUCAACCCGCACCAAGAUAUCCAGGCUCUUUCUCGAGCGCACCGUAUUGGACAGAAGCACAAGGUGCUCGUUUUUCAACUGAUGACGAGAGAAAGCGUGGAAGAAAAGAUCAUGCACAAUGGUCGCAAAAAGAUGGCACUCGACCACGUUCUUAUCGAGCAGAUGGACAGGGAGGAAGACGCUGGUCGAAAUCUUGCGACGAUCCUCCGUCAUGGGGCGCAAGCACUUUUCGAAGAUGAUCCUGCGGUGCAAGAUAUUGUCUACGAUGACGUUUCGAUUGAUCGGUUGCUUGACCGUUCCCAGAUCGAAGACACCAAGAUUGAUACAGAGAAGUCGGCCGAGUCGCAAUUCAGCUUUGCUCGAAUCUGGGCGAAUGACAAGUCUGCAUUGCAAGAAGACCUGCCCGACCGCACGGCAAAUAAUACCCCUAACCCUGGAAUCUGGGAUAGAGUCCUGCGGGAACGUGAGCGAGUGUUUGCCGAAGAACAGGCGCGGAAAGCUCAAGCGUUCGGCAGGGGCAAGCGCAAGCGACAAACUGUCGACUACCGUCUGGGCGACCGCGACGGCGAGAAAGCAGAGCCAGAGGCCGCUGACGCCGAAGUCGCGCCAGGUGACCCUGAUUACCGAGCGCACGAGCAGUCCGACGACGACGUGGCCACAGAGACUGACGCGGCCACGGAGAGUGAUUCAGAACCAAUGGUCAAACGAAAGGUCCAAGGUAGGGAACUCAAAUCCUGGCCUCGCAAGGCAGCAUAG
Cladophialophora yegresii CBS 114405 is the source of this 4344-nucleotide messenger RNA. RefSeq lists its product as uncharacterized. The record is from RefSeq and is a predicted model, not a curated record. The transcript has 3 exons. Gene Ontology annotation, cellular component: nucleus; chromatin. Bases 1 to 4344 code for a protein of 1447 amino acids. Gene Ontology annotation, molecular function: ATP binding; histone binding; ATP hydrolysis activity. Lineage: Eukaryota; Fungi; Ascomycota; Eurotiomycetes; Chaetothyriales; Herpotrichiellaceae. Gene Ontology annotation, biological process: negative regulation of transcription by RNA polymerase II; chromatin remodeling.